This is a messenger RNA of Lycium ferocissimum, 2953 nucleotides long. Its product is annotated as F-box protein At3g07870-like. NCBI's taxonomy places the organism in Eukaryota, Viridiplantae, Streptophyta, Magnoliopsida, Solanales, Solanaceae. The record is from RefSeq and is a predicted model, not a curated record. Bases 1557 to 2384 code for a protein of 275 amino acids. Gene Ontology annotation, molecular function: protein binding. The transcript has a single exon.
UCGCGAAUUCCACACUUUAACUAUCAGCUGUUCCCUUUUCAUACCUGAUGAAACACACCUAAAUGCGCAAUUAGGUGUGCUUUAAUACAUAGAUGGUGAUAGUUCAGGUAGGAAAAGAAAACAACUGAUAGUUUUGAUAUGAAACUCGCGAAAAAGUGAUAGCUCAGGUGUGUUUUUAACCAUUAUCUCAUUUUUAGAACUAGUUAUUUUUUUUGUACGGAUAAAUGUACUCCUUUUUUUUUUUUUUUUUUUUUAAUUACAUAUGGGGUAGGAGAAGGGGAAAUGAGAGAAGGGAUUACAAUGUGGGGAUUCGAAUCCUCACCAACAAGAUAAAAGUUUAGGUGGUCAACCAACGGAUAAAUGUAGUUCUAUAAUAUUGAUCUGUUUUCUUGUAAUCAUGCUUGUUCUAUGUUUAGUUUGCUUUAUAUGUGAACUUCGAAAUAGGAACUUUAGUUGAGAAAAUGUGGUUAUAAUAGUGUAACUUCAGCAUGAAGAAGGGACAUUUUUCUUCUGCAUAUCCUUGCCUCAAUGUUCAGAAAAGUUACUAUAUCUGUAAACACAAGUUUAUAUCUGUAGUCCAUAGCUAUAGUGAAAAUUCACUAAAGUUAUUAUAAUCAUUAUACCAUUCAGAAACUCAGAUAACAAGUUUUUAGUCGACUAUUGUAUCAAAAUUUGGAGUUUUUCUGUGAGAGUAGAAGAAUAUUCAGUGUUUGGGGAGAUAGUUGGGCGAGAACGUCCUAUUAGUAAAUGACAAUUAACUAUGUUCAGCUGAUGGAGAGUGGAUAGUAAAAUACCAUUCAACAUGAGUAGAGUAAAGUAGAAGCUACCAUAGAAUUGUAAGUCUAAUAAUAUAAUAUGAUCAUUUUUCUUCGCAUUGUUCCUUGGCCCUGAUGAUUUAUUUAUAGCUUUCCUUUUCAGAUCAGUUCUAUAGAAUGUGAAAGUAAGUCUCCUUAAUAGUGAAGUGAUUCUAGUGAUAGUGAAUCACCUUACUAUAUUUUCCAAAUAUAGUUUAUAGAACAGAAGUGAUCCCGAUAUGGUAAAUGGAAGAGUUCGUCCCCAGUUUCCUUUGCUCCACUGGCACCAAAGAUCAAGAAUUCAAGAAUAUAAUGGCUGCUUGUUCAAGGGUCUUCAUUUGCACAAUGAAUUUUGUUUGUCACUAUCACUUUGGAAAAACAAACAAAAGAAAACAAACAAGAAGCAAUUCACUUGUUUGUUUCUCCAACUUAAUCACAGAGGGUUUACAGUAAGAGACAAAAAAGUGCAGGCCACAUCAUGACAGGUUCUCAUUUCUCCCAGCCUAAGCAUAUUCAUUGACGAAUAUUCUGACGCAAGUUGUUUAUGUACUCAUUUACCAAGUAAAAAUGAUGGGAAAUGAAAUUAAAAAUACCAUUUCAACAUCAAUCACCUUGUGAUGAUUAAUGCUUGAUAUGCAAGUCUUCCACUUUCUACCUGAAAAAUUGCUCUUCAUUUCUGUGAUUCUUACUUCCUCUAUUAGUACAAAAAUACCUUAAAGUUCUGAGUUUUCUGUGCCUUCAGUUCUGAUUUAACUUUUUCCCAUGGGCACCAAUCGUGCAAAAGAAAGGAAGCUGGAAGAUGAGACAAGAAAUCUGAUAGCUCGUUUGCCAAAUGAAAUAGCACUUGACAUAGUCUCGAGACUUCCUAUUUCAUCUCUCAUUCAGUUCAGGUUUGUAAGCCAAACCUGGAACGUGUUAACCCAUGAUUCACGCCUUUUCGAUCUGCAUCUAUCUCGUGCAUCGAAGAUUAACCCAUGCCUCAUCUUCAAGACUUACCAUCCUCAGAAAGAGCAGCUUUUCUUCGUUGAACUGUCUGAUCAUCAUGAUGAUGAUCACACAUUGAGAGAGAUUCAGAUUCCCUUUUUAACAUCCAUGCCUAUAGUUCGAGUUGUAGGCUCAUGUAACGGCCUGCUAUGUCUAUCUGGUGUUUAUGACCAUGAAGCUGUGUACAUAUACAACCCUUUCACUAGACAACACAAAAAGCUGCCAAAUUGUAAUGAGCUUGAAGUGAAUGAAGUGGUUUAUGGUUUUGGAUUUCAUCCUGCUACUAAUGAGUACAAGGUGAUCAAAGUAGGCUACUAUUCUCAUGUCUGUUAUGUACCUUGGUGUUAUCACAAGUCUGUAAAAUAUGAUUAUCCACUCUCAGAGGUUCACUUGUUCAAUCUGAAAAGCAAUACCUGGAGAAAUUUAGAGGAAUUACCUUACAAACUUCAUCAUUCACCUGGUGUUUUGGUCAAUGGAAGGCUCCAUUGGGUAACUGGAUUUAACUGGCACCUUGAUUUGACCUGUUUGAUGAUACAUUUCAAGAAGUUCCAAGGCCUGAUUUCAAUGUUAACUUAUUUCAUUGUAGAUAUCAUCUGGUUGCUCUAAGAGGGUGCCUUUGUGCAUGUUUAUUUACACAUAAUGGAGAUAACUUGGAAAUUUGGAUCAUGGAAGAAUAUAACAAGAAAGACACUUGGGUGAAACAGUUCAAUAUUGGAGCUUGUUCAAUUGUGGGUCAAGAUUUGGUUCAGUCAUAUGACAUUUGGAGGACUAGUUUGCAAAAGGGAACUGUUACAGUGAUGUACCUCCUCAAUAACGGUGACAUCUUGCUAGAUUGUCAAGGUGGGAAUUUAAUUGCUUAUAGCACAGAUAAGAAAAUGUUGAAGAGCAUAAGCCUUAAUGGUAUGCCCAAGUCCUGUCAAGCAAUUGCUCAUGUUGGAAGCCUUAAUUGGAUAGCUAACCCCAACUAGCUUGAAAUGCUACCAUAUAAAGAUUGCAUGGAUACAAUCAGCGAAGAGGCUUGUUAGCGUAGAAUUAUGUCAGUUGGUAUUAGUCCGCUCCGGUGUCCUGCUACACAACAUUUUAGAAUACAACCAAAGUAAAGGACCAAAGUUCUGUUUCUGUUCAAAUUUUAGUUCGUCUUUUGUAUAGAUUUUCUAUCGCUUUUCAGGAUGUUA